Molecule: messenger RNA, 1433 nt
Organism: Cuscuta campestris
Lineage: Eukaryota; Viridiplantae; Streptophyta; Magnoliopsida; Solanales; Convolvulaceae
Source: the annotation of a GenBank genome assembly
GGGAUCCGAGUUCAUUCUCUCUAACUCCCUUGUAAAAGCACCCGUGCAUUCUCCGUUAUAAUAUAAAUUGGGCUACAGGUGUUCCACCUAAAGUCCUACCGGUCAAUCUGCGUGUUUUUACCCAUCUUACUUUGCCAAAUCAAGCAAACUAUUCUAGACCCGGUCUAGUAUAGUUUGACCGGUCAAGUAAUUUACACCAUCUUUUUUGUCGCCACCCGUGGGACCAUUAAGGUUUCUUCUCCUAAACACAAACCUACCCACCAAAACACCACUCGAAAUGUCUUCCAGCCAACAAAUCAAUGCUGCUUCCGCUCACGUGCAAGCCACCAAUGAGGGUGCCAGCAUCCCUGUGGCUGCUGCCAUACCGGUCAUUUCGGCCCCGGUGUUGCCUCUGGGUCUGAGUUCUGUCCCAACGCCUAGCGUAACCAGCCCAUUCACGACCCCCAUCCCUUCCGCUGGACCGAGGGUUACGUUCCCACCAAGCAUGACUCCGUUCAUGAAUGACCCAGCCAACCUACAAGCCAUCCAGGGCUUCGGUCAGGUCAUGGCCAUGUGCCAACAGAAUGGGGGGAUGUCUUUCCUCCCUGGUAUGUUCCCAUUCGCCCUUCCAGGCGCGGGAACCAUGCCCCUACAAGCUCCGAUGGCGGUAACGUCGUUCCAGACGCCGAUGCCGCAGUCAUCACCUUUCCAGCCCCAGCUGGUCAGCGCCAUGGCCCCUGUCAACUUGGCCGGCGCACUAAACGCUGCAGGGCCUCGCGUCCCCCGCAAGCUACGGAUCCGCAGAUCACUCCUAAUGAGCGUUGCCCAUGUCAGCGCGUUCGCCCGGCUAGGAGAGGUGCGGGAGGCCGAGCCUGCCCGCACCCGGCGCUCCCGAUCUAACCGGCAGGAGCCAGCAAGGACGAGGGCCUCUCGUCAGGAAGAGGAAGCAGAGAGCCAGCCCAGGUUACCGGUGGCAAACCGGUUGACCAUCCCAAAUGACCGCAUCCAGCAGAUGGAGGCAAAAUUGGAAAGGCUGGAAAGGAAGGUCGGGGAAAAGAAUGACCGGGACAAACCCUUGGCGAUGUCCCCGUUCACCACAAGGGUCCAUCUGACACCUUUCCCGCGAAAGGUCAAGAUUGACGCCCCUAGGUUCACCGGGAAGGAAGAUCCGGAAAUCCAUCUGGAUUCCUUCAACCAGAGUGCGUGCAUAUGGGGUACAAAUGAGGGUACCCCUUCUAUGACUUACAAGAAAAUUACUCACGGGUUACGCGAGUUUUAUUGAAGUAACUCUCAGGUCACUCUAUUUUCAAGAAGACAGCAGAGGUCCUUACAUUUUGUUGUAAUGACUGGAAUGAGACAUUUAAUCCAAUAUUUCAUCUAUAAACGUUAAUAAAUGUAUUUUUUUUUCCUAUUCUUUUCUAAAUGUUUUAAGAUAAUAAAUCUUAGGUUGCUCC